AUUACAUGAUUGCACAAGUGACAAGUUAGAAACUUUGAAGUAACAAUGACAAAAUAAAUUAUUAAAACUCUUUCUGUGAUUGUUUUACAAACAUUCUUUUUUUAACGAUUUUAAAUAUAUGUUAUACACGUAUAAUUUAUUAUUGUUACUGUUCGUAGAAAGAUUAAGUGCUUUUCAUGACGUAAAAUAAGAAAAACAAAGGCAAAGCAAGUUUAUGGUCGGCCUUCACAAACUUAUAACUUACUCUUAAGUUACAUCCUACGACAAAUUGUGCUUACAUUAAGCAUAAUGUAUUCUUUCAAGUAAAAUUAUCUCAAAAGUUCUGUUUAAAGAAGUGCUAGUGAUAGUUCAGUUGUUUAACAUAAGAACUAAAAAAAAAACUGUGUUUGAAGCGAACCUAAAUUUUGAUAUCUAAUAAGAAACUAAUUAGUUUGAAUAAUUUUGUGUUAUUUCAUAAAAUUAACAUAAAACAAUAGGUUCUUUCUGUUAUUAAAAAACAUUUAACAAAUCUUAUUUUAUUUAUACAACAAUGCCUCGGAAACUGCUAAAAUUUUUAAUUGUCUUCGACAACACGUCGCUCUUAUAUUUUCCUGGUCAAUUCUUAUCAGGAAAAGUUCUGAUGGAGUUGCAAGACGACACUCCAGUACUUGGUCUACACUUCCAUGUAAUCGGUGAAGGUGUUGUAAGAGUUGGAUCCGGCAGACAUGAGAGGCUGUUUGACAAGGAAAACUAUAUUGACUUCAGAAUGAGGCUUUUGGGUGAACCAGGUCAUGGAGCAUCCGUCCUUUCUCCGGGGAUCCACAGCUUUCCUUUUAAGUUGGGGCUUCCUAUGGGCCUUCCGUCCACAUUCCUCGGUACUCAUGGAUGGGUCCAGUACUAUUGCAAGGCCGCACUAAGAGAACCAAAUGGUCUCACUCAUAAAAAUCAGCAAGUCUUUAUAGUAAUGAAUCCCAUUGACCUGAAUUCUGAACCGCCAGUCCUAGCUCAAGAGUUUGAGCUGAGUGUGGAGCACAAGUUGGGUGUGGGGUGUGUCGGCGGCGGGGUGGUUCAGUGUCGCGUGUCCCUGGACCGGGGCGCGUACGUGCCCGGGGAAAGCGUCGCAUUAUCCGCCGUCGUCGACAAUAGAUCGCGGACACUCAUCAAGGCUACCAGAGCGGCGUUGACAGAGACGAUCCAGUACGUGGCUCACGGCAAGGUGGCGGCGCGGGAGGUGCGGGAGCUGGCGCGCGUGGCGCACGGCCGGGUGCGGGGCGGGCAGGCCCAGCGCUGGCGGGACGUGCUGUACGUGCCGCCGCUGCCACCCACCAACCUCAGAGGCUGUCAUCUCAUAUCCGUGCAGUACGACGUCUUUUUCAUCCUUGAACCGAAGAGUCUCGAAAAGGAAGUGAAACUCCAACUUCCGGUACUGCUAGGCACAUACCCAUUCAGAGACGACGACGCGGAACGCCCGCCCACGCACUACCCCACCACGCUGCCCAUCUUCAGGCCCUGGCUGGCUGACAAACAGUCGCAGUGACAUGCGAUCACACCUCUAGUGUGAAACCUCUGUGGCUCGUCAAUCAAAGAGGUUAUAGAGUCUAUACUGUAUGCAACUCACUGACAGAAAAAGCACGUCCUAACCUCCUUGGUUCGGCGACCAUAAAGGUUGUAUAUCUUACUGUCAUAAUAAAGAUUGAAGUACACUUUGAGAUCCGGUGAAAUGUUUGAUGUUGAACAUAAUGUAAAGUUCUGUAUAUUUGGAAUAUUUUUCAAACAUUUGAUAUUUUAUAUGCAUUUACACUUAGAUGUAAUAACUUUUGUGAUUAUUAUCACACGUAGCCGACUCGCGUCUCCAAUAUACUGCUUAUAUAGCGAAUAUUUUAUAAAAUAAAAUAUACCAUAGAGAAAUCUGGUGCUCAGUAAAUAGGUGCAAAAGCAUUUAAAUUUUUAAAUGUCUAUGGUGUAAUUUUUUUUAUCCGUAUGAAUUGUGUUCGGUGACAUAUCAAUGUUCUUUUGUACUUAUUUUUAAUGUUUUUUUUUAUCUAGUGUGCCAUUUUAUAUCUUUAAUAUUUUACUUAACUGUGUUAUCUAAAAUUUAUCAUAAAAAAAAAUAUUAAUAUUAUUAUUAAAUUCAAAUUAUAUGGCAAUGUAUAUAACUAACCUGUGAUAUAUCGCUCCGUCCGUUUAUGGUAGCAUUACUUACUACGAGUUAAAAUCUAGAAUAAGGGAAAUAUAAUCGAAAUAAAUAAUCCUUAUAAUAAACGACAGCAGUUUUA
This is a messenger RNA of Danaus plexippus (monarch butterfly), 2255 nucleotides long. It is a transcript of the gene Vdup1, whose product is annotated as arrestin domain-containing protein 4. The transcript has 6 exons. NCBI's taxonomy places the organism in Eukaryota, Metazoa, Arthropoda, Insecta, Lepidoptera, Nymphalidae. Gene Ontology annotation, cellular component: cytoplasm. The coding region runs from base 530 to 1516 and encodes 328 amino acids. The record is from RefSeq and is a predicted model, not a curated record. Gene Ontology annotation, biological process: protein transport.